Messenger RNA from Gavialis gangeticus (Gharial), 928 nucleotides. Its product is annotated as myelin P2 protein-like. Bases 204 to 602 code for a protein of 132 amino acids. Gene Ontology annotation, cellular component: cytosol; nucleus. Gene Ontology annotation, molecular function: fatty acid binding. Gene Ontology annotation, biological process: fatty acid transport. The record is from RefSeq and is a predicted model, not a curated record. NCBI's taxonomy places the organism in Eukaryota, Metazoa, Chordata, Crocodylia, Gavialidae. The transcript is spliced from 4 exons.
GAAGACACCUUUCUCUGUCAGUCCUGCCUGGGUAGCACAUAUUCAGGUAUGUUAAAAAACAUACAACUUUCUGUGCAACAGACAACAUACUUAGGAGUUAAUUCCUAGCCUUCUGAAAUCAUUUGAAGCCUCCCACUGAUUUCUUUGGGUUUUCAGCCAGUUUAUUUUCCCUUCCAGAGGUAGCAAUCCAUUGACUCAGAAAAAUGGUUGAUCGUCUCUUGGGAACUUGGAAAUCAACCUCUUGUGAAAAUUUUGAUGAAUAUAUGAAAGAAUUAGGAGUGGGCUUAGCCACCAGGAAAUUGGGUAGGCUAGCCAAGCCCAGCAUGACAAUUAGUGCUGAAAGAGAUGUAAUAACCAUCAAAACCAAGGGUGCUUUUAAAAAUAACGAGAUUUCGUUCAAGCUUGGUGAGCAGUUUGAUGAAACCACACCAGAUGACCGGAAAACCAAGAGCAUUGUAACCUUAGAAGAUGGUUCAUUAAAUCAGGUCCAGAAUUGGGAUGGCAAAGAGACUACAAUAAAAAGAAAAGUGGUGGAGGGAAAAAUGGUGGUGGAAUGUACCAUGAAUGAUGUCACUUGCACUAGGAUCUAUGAAAAAGUGUGAGGAAAUUCUUUCACAGCCUACUAAACUGGCACCUACAAUACGUUUAACUAUUAUAUGUACUUAAUAAAAAGCAUCCAAAUGCAUAUAGACUUGUAAGUGGUUGGAUUUUCUCAAAAAAUGUAAAAAUAACCUAUCACGGAAUUUGUUUCAUAUGGAGAAUCUGCCUUGGGCAAAUCUGAUCCUAACAGAGGGUCGGUACUUGACACCAUACCUGUUUUCAUCAGUUAGUAAAAAAGCUUGUUGGCUGCCUUUGAAUAUUUGUCCAGGUAUUUUGCAACUACUAGAUAAUGCAGAUUCAUUGUGCAGUACUUGAGGAGGCUAAACCA